This is a messenger RNA of Eremothecium sinecaudum, 1596 nucleotides long. RefSeq names its product Hnm1p (gene HNM1). The record is from RefSeq and is a predicted model, not a curated record. Bases 1 to 1596 code for a protein of 531 amino acids. The transcript has a single exon. Gene Ontology annotation, cellular component: membrane. Gene Ontology annotation, biological process: amino acid transport; transmembrane transport. Lineage: Eukaryota; Fungi; Ascomycota; Saccharomycetes; Saccharomycetales; Saccharomycetaceae. Gene Ontology annotation, molecular function: transmembrane transporter activity.
AUGUCGAAAGAGUCUUUUUCAAAUGUUGAAGACGAGGAGCCGAAAUAUCAGGAAGUAGAAAAGAACUGUUGCAUUUCUAACGAUGGCGAUAAUUAUCAAUUACGGAAGUCAUUCUCUUUCUGGUCGGUGCUUGGUAUUGGGUUUGGCUUGACUAAUUCUUGGUUUGGGAUUUCCGUAGCUAUGAUAACAGGAAUCAACUCUGGUGGGCCAAUGAUGAUCGUUUAUGGUAUUAUAAUUAUUGCCUUAAUUUCAGUGUGCGUCGGUGUCUCUUUGGGAGAAUUGUCAUCAGCCUACCCACACGCUGGAGGGCAAUUUUGGUGGUCAUUGAAGUUGGCUUCUCCCAAGUAUAAACGAUUAGCUGCGUAUAUGUGUGGAUCUCUUGCAUGGGCGGGUUCUAUUUUUACAAGUGCUUCAACUACUUUAUCGUCUGCUACUCAAAUUGUGGGAAUGUAUGCAAUGUUUCACCCUGAAUAUAAGAUUAAGAGUUGGCAUGUCUUUGUCUGCUUCGAGAUUUUACAUGCUCUAUUAACUCUUUUCAAUUGUCAUGGUAGAACGCUUCCUAUAAUCUCAUCUAGUGCGUUGUAUGUAUCGUUGAUAUCUUUUGUCACGAUAUUGAUUACUGUGUUAGCGUGUUCUCAUGGAAGCUAUAAUGAUCCGAAUUUUGUGUUUUAUACUUUCAGAAACGAGACUGGUUGGAAUAGCAGCGUGCUUGCGUUUAUUGUGGGGUUGAUAAACCCUGCCUGGUCUUUUUCGUGUCUUGAUUGUGCAACUCACAUGGCCUUUGAAGUCAAAAAACCGGAACGAGUCAUUCCUAUGGCAAUCAUGGGGACGAUUGCUAUUGGAUUUGUAACUUCCUUCUGCUAUGUUAUAGCAAUUUUCUUCUCUAUGAAGGAUUUGGACGCUAUUUUCAACUCAAAUACAGGGUCCCCUAUCCUAGAUAUAUACAGCCAGAUUUUGCAGUCGAAGGUCGGUGCCUUAAUACUGGGUUUCUUGGUGUUGCUAACUUCGUUUGGAUGUAUAAUAGCAUGCCACACCUGGCAAGCUAGGCUUUGCUGGUCCUUUGCUAGAGACAAUGGUCUUCCUUACUCAAGAAUAUGGGCACAAGUUAAUCCUGGACUUAGUGUACCUCUUAAUGCCCACCUCAUUUCAUGUGCUGUUAUAUCACUUUUGGGUGUCUUAUAUUUGGCAUCAAUUACUGCAUUCAACUCCCUGAUCACAGGGUGCAUCGCAUUUUUACUUUUGUCCUAUGCUGUACCUAUUAUUUGUCUCCUAAUUAAGAAGAGACAGAUAAAGCAUGGUCCUUUCUGGCUCGGAAAAUUCGGCGCGUUCUGUAAUAUAGUUGUAUUAGCAUGGACAUUGUUUGCCCUGGUUUUUUUCAGCUUACCGCCAAUGAUGCCCGUCACAGCAAACAAUAUGAAUUAUGUAUCAGUUGUGAUUGUCGGGUAUUUGGUUUAUUCAUUACUAUACUGGUGUUUUAAGGGUCGUUACAGCUUCUACCUUGUUGACGACGAAGAACUUACCGGCGUCACUCUUACUGCUAGUACCGAGUCACCAGAUAGCGACGGAAAAUUGCAGUAUAAGGUAAAAUCUACAUAG